GUAGUAGUAGUAGUAAAAAUUAAGCUUAAAACAAAGUUAUUACGGAAAAAAAGAGAGGACCAAGCAAGCAAGCCUGCCUUAUCAACAGGACAUUGAAUAAUUAACUAAGAUUGAACCAAACAGCUCCCCUCAGAGAUAAAUAAACUUUUGUUUCCUUUUAGUAUUAUUUUGUUAGGUGUUGUAUACUUUCGAGGCAAAAGGCCGUGGCACAAAUAUCGGUAACCCAAAUUCAAAGUAUUUGUAGAGUAAAAUGAGUGCCUUGGAUGCAGCCAGAGCAGAGCUUGCCCUUGCAGUCUUGUACUUAAACAAAGCAGAAGCAAGGGACAAGAUAUGCAGGGCAAUACAGUAUGGUUCAAAAUUCCUGAGUAAUGGAGAGCCUGGCACUGCUCAAAAUGUUGACAAAUCAACUAGCUUAGCAAGGAAAGUAUUCCGUCUUUUCAAGUUUAUCAAUGAUCUCCAUGGACUUAUUAGUCCACCUGCCCCAGGAACCCCAAUUCCGCUCAUCUUGCUGGGAAAGUCAAAAAAUGCAUUGCUAUCAACUUUCUUGUUUCUGGAUCAAUUUGUGUGGCUUGGAAGGACAGGGAUUUACAAGAACAAAGAACGCACAGAGUUACUUGGCAGGAUCUCUCUCUUUUGUUGGAUGGGUUCCUCGAUCUGUACUACCUUAGUGGAGAUUGGGGAGCUCGGGAGACUUUCAGCAUCAAUGAAAAAGCUGGAGAAGGAACUCAAGAAUAGCAACAAAUACAAGGAUGAGCAAUACCAGAGUAAGCUUCAGAAGUCAAAUGAGAGGUCUCUAGCCCUUAUUAAAGCAGGCAUUGAUAUAGUAGUUGCUGUCGGAUUGCUCCAAUUGGCACCUAAGAAAGUCACUCCUCGCGUAACAGGAGCCUUUGGAUUUGUUAGCUCCUUGAUAUCAUGUUAUCAGUUGCUCCCAGCACCGCCAAAGGCCAAGACAUCGUGAAAGGCUCUGAUGCCGUUGAUGAAUUCCCAAGAUCAUCACUAGAAUAAUUAUUUAUGAUAUGCAUACUGCUUGUGAGGUCUCUGCAGUUUGUCUACAUGUUACAGUAUUUUAGCUUUGUUUACUGCAUCUUUCAUUUUGGUACAGAACUUUAAUAAUGACAUGUCUUAGAUGUACUGCAUUUGAUGGUAUGGCAUUUCAAGGCCAGCUAUUGUACUGCAAGAAGAUUUCUAGAUCAAUGUCAACAGUAAAUCCAAGUGUCUUUAGUGGUAAGGACUAGGAGUGAGGAGCUAUCAUAUAGUGCACUAGAUUUGUAUUUAGACACAGGAUACAAGAGGCUGAAUGCCACUUUCUUUCCAAGUUAAAUUUGUAUUACAAAUAAGAAAAAUAUCUCCUGAGGCAA
Capsicum annuum is the source of this 1358-nucleotide messenger RNA. Its product is annotated as peroxisomal membrane protein 11D. The record is from RefSeq and is a predicted model, not a curated record. Bases 251 to 958 code for a protein of 235 amino acids. NCBI's taxonomy places the organism in Eukaryota, Viridiplantae, Streptophyta, Magnoliopsida, Solanales, Solanaceae. Gene Ontology annotation, cellular component: peroxisomal membrane. The transcript has 8 exons. Gene Ontology annotation, biological process: peroxisome fission; regulation of peroxisome size.